This is a messenger RNA of Manis pentadactyla (Chinese pangolin), 492 nucleotides long. It is a transcript of the gene LAMTOR5, whose product is annotated as late endosomal/lysosomal adaptor, MAPK and MTOR activator 5. Bases 118 to 393 code for a protein of 91 amino acids. Gene Ontology annotation, biological process: cellular response to amino acid stimulus; positive regulation of TORC1 signaling. Gene Ontology annotation, cellular component: lysosome; cytoplasm; Ragulator complex. Gene Ontology annotation, molecular function: guanyl-nucleotide exchange factor activity. The record is from RefSeq and is a predicted model, not a curated record. Lineage: Eukaryota; Metazoa; Chordata; Mammalia; Pholidota; Manidae. The transcript has 4 exons.
AGGCGCCGUCCGGAUCUGCGCUCCGCUAGUGUCAUGUGACGGAGAAGUGCUCAGGUCCCUUUCGAGAGAAGGACGCGGUAAGCUGUGGAGUCCUGGGCUGAGCGGACGGCGGGCGGGAUGGAGGCAACCCUAGAGCAGCACUUGGAGGACACAAUGAAGAACCCAUCCAUUGUUGGAGUCCUUUGCACAGAUUCACAGGGACUUAAUCUGGGCUGCCGCGGGACCCUGUCCGACGAGCAUGCUGGGGUGAUAUCUGUCCUGGCUCAGCAAGCAGCUAAGCUAACCUCAGACCCCACUGAUAUUCCUGUGGUGUGUCUAGAAUCAGAUAAUGGGAACAUCAUGAUCCAGAAACAUGAUGGUAUCACAGUGGCAGUGCACAAAAUGGCCUCAUGACAUUUCCUCUCAGUUUUCUCCAGCAGCCCUUCACAGGGACUCAAGCCUACCUAUGUAAUUAUCUUAUAGUAUUAUUAAAGUUGCAGUAGGUCAGCCAUU